CUGUCUACAUUCAUUGACCAUCAGGACAGCAGAGUACAGCAGUGCAUUCAUCUCCAUACAAAGAAAACAAAAGCAGGAGAAUGGAUCCCAUGCUGAAUUCACCUGAGAAAUCUCAAUUUCCUCCACCACCUGUCUACCAGGACAGUCCACCUGCAUAUCCUCCAUCUUAUCCAGGCCAGUCAGUCCCGCAGGGUCCCUAUGUUCAAGGGCCACAUCCAGGACAAACGGUGGUCACGGUGCAGCCUGCAGUUUUUGUGACCGCUGCUCCCCUGCAAUCUGCACUGCCGGAUUACCUGUGUUACUCCAUCUUCAACCUGUUUUGCUGCUGUUUCCCUCUGGGCAUCGCAGCACUGAUAUUUUCCGUCUCUACUCGAAAUGCCAAUUUCGCAGGACAGCGUGAAUUGGCAGAGAAGAACUCCAAAACGGCGAGAACCCUGAACCACGUUGGUGUUGGUCUCGGCAUCGUUUCUAUUACAUUGAUUAUUAUCUUAAACGUUGUGUUACAUUAAAAUGCAUGUGGAAAGUAUACAUAUCCACAAAUGACCUGCUGUCAUUGUUGGGUGCAGAAAACUAACAAAUUUGGAUUUUCUUCAUUUUAAAAGUGUGCCAACAGUGAUCAUUCGGUGUUUGAUGAACAAAAGCAGUACCGGCAUGUUGCAUUUAUCAUGAAUAAAACAACACUAAUUUUA
Messenger RNA from Danio aesculapii, 689 nucleotides. RefSeq names its product dispanin subfamily A member 2b-like. The record is from RefSeq and is a predicted model, not a curated record. Bases 81 to 509 code for a protein of 142 amino acids. The transcript has 2 exons. Lineage: Eukaryota; Metazoa; Chordata; Actinopteri; Cypriniformes; Danionidae. Gene Ontology annotation, cellular component: membrane.